AUUCGAUUAAGUGAGCCAUUGACGAGUGCCCCCCGGAGAUCGCAACAAUCUUCAUCAGCGCUUUUACUCAAAUACCAUCUUCUUCAUUGAUCUUUGAAAGACCAACAGAAUCCAAACUUCAGAAAAUAAAGAAACAUGAUAGCGAGCUAUUUCCUUCACCUGAUUCCUUUUCUAUCAAUCUUAGUGGAUGAGUCUCUUUCAACUCAUCAUUCUAUCAACAGAAACAUAAAGCGCGUCCAUCCUCGACACAUCAAGACUAGAGGGUUGAUAGACUAUGCAUCAUCUCAACUGAAAGACGUUGAAAGCUCACUGAUACCACCUCCAAUCUCAAGUCAGCAACAGGCGCAUACGGAUAAAUCCAAGACAAAAUCAAGCGUAGUUACGCAUCAGAAAGGAUCGCUAUUGGGACUCAAUGCGAGCAUUAGUGUCGGAGUCAGCUCAUCUGGAUCAGGUUACUACCCUACUACGUAUAAACUCAAGAGCGAGAGCUCUGGAAAAACAUUCUUUGACCACUGGGACUUUUUCACUGACGCCGAUCCAACACAUGGACUGGUGGCGUAUCAGCCUGCAGACUCCGCCUGGAAAUCCGGACUCGUAUCUCUCGGCCAAAACACUCUGUCUAGCACUCUCAAGGGUAAAGCUUCUACUGCGAUAGCAAAUUAUCCUCUGACCGCGCGUAUGAAAGUGGAUUCAACCAGCUGGUUAGGAGAUGGCCAGAAUCGUAAGAGCGUCAGGAUAACCAGCAAGGCUCAGUUCAAGUAUGGGCUUCUGAUCCUAGAUGCCAUACGGAUGCCGUAUGGAUGCUCAACUUGGCCUGCUUUUUGGACUGUUGGCGAAGAUUGGCCGAAUCAAGGUGAGAUAGAUAUCGUGGAAGGGGUUAACAUGCUCGACAAAAAUCAAAUGACCCUUCAUACAUCAGCAGGUUGCUCUAUAAUGAAAACUAUGGGUGCAAAUGCUACAGGGCAAGUUUACGACACCAAUUGCGACGUUACUGCUAACCAAAACGCGGGAUGUGGUGUAGGUGAUUCAAACUCGGAGUCAUAUGGAGAAGGUUUCAAUAACGCUGGAGGUGGUGUAUUUGCAAUGGAGUGGAAGUCAAGUGGGAUCUCAAUAUGGCGCUUUUCUCGUACAUCCAUUCCGGAUGACAUCAGCAGCAAGCAACCUAAUCCAGAAAAAUGGAGCCAACCGGCAGCCCAUUGGGAUAGUACGCAUUGUGGAGCUUUGCGAGAUCAAUUUGGUCAACACAGAAUAGUAUUUGAUAUAACUGUUUGUGGUGAUUGGGCAGGAGGCGCCUUCGGUUCUUCAGGUUGUUCGGGAAGUUGUGCCGAAGCAAUGAAAGACCCGUCAAAUUUCUCCAAUGCAGAAUGGGAGAUCGCAUCUGUUCAACUAUACCAGUGAGACAGAAUAGCGCUUUGUAGAAUUCAGUAUAUCAGUUUUUGUUAUUACGUGUCCCAUUCAUCUGUACUUCGUUGAGCUUUGGUCUCUUCUCUUGUCAUUAGUUGACAUUUCUGGGUAUGUUUUGUUGUACCAAUCAGAAUGUCUGCCAUGUUGAGUCUUUUAAAUGACUCUGAUGGUCAUUACUCAGUAAUCCGAUAUAUCUAUAUGUUUCCUGGCUA
Messenger RNA from Melampsora larici-populina 98AG31, 1616 nucleotides. Its product is annotated as family 16 glycoside hydrolase. The transcript has 7 exons. Bases 136 to 1398 code for a protein of 420 amino acids. Gene Ontology annotation, biological process: glucan catabolic process. Gene Ontology annotation, molecular function: hydrolase activity, hydrolyzing O-glycosyl compounds. NCBI's taxonomy places the organism in Eukaryota, Fungi, Basidiomycota, Pucciniomycetes, Pucciniales, Melampsoraceae. The record is from RefSeq and is a predicted model, not a curated record.